Dendronephthya gigantea is the source of this 2792-nucleotide messenger RNA. RefSeq names its product protein DD3-3-like. NCBI's taxonomy places the organism in Eukaryota, Metazoa, Cnidaria, Anthozoa, Malacalcyonacea, Nephtheidae. The record is from RefSeq and is a predicted model, not a curated record. The transcript is spliced from 10 exons. Bases 52 to 2289 code for a protein of 745 amino acids.
GCGAGCAACUCAAUAUAGCCAUAAGGACAAGCGUUAGAACGGGCGCGUGAUAUGGCGAAAAGCUGUCUGCUUUCGCUGGCUUUCCGUCUGCUAUUACUUCUUGUCUGUUCAUAUCACAUUCACGGCGAUGUUUAUAUGCACAAUCCCAGAGGAUCCAACGACAGACUGAAUAGCCCUGGUCAAAAUAGGCAGAAUGGAAAUCGUUUGUUCGACUCACAAAACAAUGCUAAAGGUGGUUAUAACGUUGGAGAACUGCCUUAUCAUAACGGCGCUCACCAGCAAGAUCUCCAAUAUUCCAUGAAAUAUUUUAUGAGCGGCAGCAAGUUUAUCUCGUCUCCUAAAAAAGCUGGUAAAUCUCACCUAGUCAUCGAAUGGACAAGCCAACAUGGUUGUGGUCAUGGAGACCUCGAUUGUAACGUUGUGUUGCAGUAUAUGUGUCAGAACGAUCAGUUCGAAAGCUUCGAUAGGCGUAAAGCCAGCAUUGACACGAUUCGCAAUGGUAAAACUGAGGGAACGAUACCCUAUAGAGCACAUUCAGAUGGAUUUUUGGGGAACCCGGAAAAUAAAAAGAAUGUGAAAAAACAGGCUUCCAGACUCGAGUUUGGAAUGCAUGAACCCUGGGAAUGGUACGAUAAAUGUUAUCGAAGGCCACGGAAUAAAGGUUUGUUUACAGCAGAUCAAAAUGUAAAAGACGACCAAGGAAGUACAGCGACUAGACAAGAUCCGAACGGUGGUAACGCCGGCCGUAAUGGCUACGAAUGUCCAGAAGAACGCGAUUAUUUUCCCUACUGGCAUCCGAGCGAUUGGAAAGAUAUAGCUGUUUAUGUUACCAACAAAGAGCAUUGUGAUUUUUACAAGCAUUUUAGUUUUAAUCGACACCCAAAAGGAGAAUGUCUGGAGAAGUAUAACGGCGGCGAAAAGUUCAAACAUUAUUCAAGAUACAAUAAUCCCACUGACUGCAAAGCAAAUGGAAAAGAUUGGAUCGUUUUCCGCAGUUUCAUUGAUAUAAAAGACGAAUACAAAAAUAAGGCGAGUUGUGAGCAAGCGACGACUAAAGAUGUCCCGCUUGUUUGGGGCGUUCCGUACAAAUCCGAACUCGUAGAUAGUCUUGAAUUAGACCCAGUUACCAAAAAACCCAAAGAGUUCUGUCUGGUUCAACCACCUGAGCUUGACUGUAAAGUGUCCCCUGUCUCGCGUCCAAAUCACCUUGGCAACGUCGUGGAUUCGUACGCCAUGAACUACACUUGGAUUAUUCCGUAUUUUCCUUCACAAAACCAGAAACGUUGUGUAGUCCGAAUAAGAUACAACAUCUCCACGUAUGAUUACGAUGGGAAUAAAACCUUCAGCGAUAAAAAUGGGGCCCAAAAUUCACCUGUGACAAAUGACCCUAAGGUCGCGUUCAAAAAUGAUUUGGGAAAUGACUUCGACUUGCAGUUGGCAGUCAAUACCGCUCAAUUCGGCAGAACUUUUCAAGACAGAAGCCAUGUUAUGAUAUUGAUGGCACGAACAAACAAGAUAUCGGACGAUGUCGCAGUGUAUAAUCUUAAUGUCCGUGGCAAACGAGGAAAUAUCGUUCAGGUUUACCCUGCUGUGGAGUAUGAUUUUGUUCCGAAGUCUCUUUACGUCACCAGUGACGAUAUAGUUCACAUUCAAUGGACAGGCUCAACACGAAAUCCUGGGAAUAAUGACGGUGAAGGAAGAGCGGGUACUGAUAAGAAUAACAUGGUCGAAAUUGAUGAUUCGGGAACGAAUGUGAAAUUUAAGGAAAACAGCCAAAUGAUUCGCGGUGCAACGUUGAAAUGGACGCCGGACAUUCAACUGAAAACUAUGGAAGACGUCGCUGUGGCUCUCGCAACGUCGGGAUUUGAUUUCACUGGAGGAAAAAAUAAUAGAUUAGGUGUAUCCGAGAACCGAAGAUUAAACUUUCAAAAUCAACUUGAUAACUCGCCCGCUUCCUUCGGGACUGCCCUAUCCUUCGCGCCAGGCUCCUAUAAAUACAUGUGCACGAGGAAUAACAACUUCAGCAAUCGUAAUCAAAAAGGAACGAUCAUAGUCACGGCCGGUACGAACAAACCUUCGCCUGGUAACAAUGUUUUAGGUGGGGUGAGGGCGCCUCCUGGUUCCAAUUCUGUUGUGACCUCUCGCCCUGCGGUAACAACACCCGCCCCUACAACCCACUCCACCACAACCCCGGCACCCCCCAGAAGACGCCGUUCUCGACGUCGUCGCAUUAGACGUCGUCGUGUAAGACGUCGUCGCGUAAGACGCCGCCGUCGUUCACGUGGUUAAAUCGAUUCCAAAAGUGGUUAAAGUGUUAUUUCUGCCAUUUUACUAUAUCAAACAUAUUUUUCACAUUCUACAACACGUGCCGGUGACUUAGCCUUCAAAUAAUACGUUUCACAGUACCUGAAACAAAUUCAAAUAUUCCUAUUCUAAAUUCAAACAGAACCAUGCACUCAUUUUUAGUUAUCGUUCCCUCGUGCUUAUGUCCCCAACGAAAGAAUUUUAUCAAUUCAAACUGCGCGGAAUUGUAGAGUAUAUCCUAAGGUUUUUUGGCGAGAAAAAGCUUCUCUUUCAGUAACUUUUUUUGGCCAAAAAAAGCCCCUCCUUCUGUAACUUUUUUUCUGUUUCUCUAAAUUCGCUUCGCUAAGUCCUAGCACAUUCUCACCUAGUAUGCAAUUGCACUUUUAUGUAUGGCAUUAAUGUACUGGAAUGGCACACGUUUAGCUGCUAUAUUAGUAAUUCACAAAAACGAAAUAUAUCACGUUUUAAAUAAAGUUGUUUUUUACAAA